Lactuca saligna is the source of this 315-nucleotide messenger RNA. Lineage: Eukaryota; Viridiplantae; Streptophyta; Magnoliopsida; Asterales; Asteraceae. The record is from the annotation of a GenBank genome assembly.
AUGGAAAAUCUGAAUGUCAAAACUGUGAUGAAGUACGUAAACUUGCUUGGAUUUGCUACAAAAGUUCCAAUGUUACUUCUAGAGUAUUACAAUCAAUGGGCGGAUCAUAUGGAAGACAAUCUCAAUGGGAUUGAUGUAGAUAUCUGGCGAUCUAUUGAAAAAGGACCUUAUCAUGCAGAUCUUAUUCAAGUGGUUGGAAAUGCUUGUAUUGCUGAAGACAUGAUUGCUCAAGGCAACAAUAAGAAGGCGAAUGACGAAAGAUGUCUCUGUGAGCUGCCAGGAGCUUUGCCACUAGUUGUUUACAACUAUGUUUGA